ACCCCACCACGUGUUCACUUCGGCUGUGUUGUCCCCAGCACAGCCCGUGCUGGCUGUCAGCUGCAAUGCUCUCGGUGGUUUAUCCCGCAUGCUGGGAUUGUGCAAGGAAGGGUUUGCAAACCCCUGUGUGUGCAGGCAGGUCCUUGGUGCCUGCGCAUCACUGCGUGUCCCUUGCACACUCAUGCCCAGUCCAGGGCAGCACCUCCCUGCUGGGGUCCUGCAGACCCACCUGUCUCCCACAUGAGACCUCUCUGCAACAGGAUGCAGAGAAAUGCCUUCGAGUUUCCUUUUAAUAGCUCCUGUAAAUCUUGUUUUAUGCUAAAGCUAAAGACACAUUUAUUAUUGUCAUAAAGGAGGAAGAACUGGUGCGUCCCUGGCCGGCCCCAGACCGGGUGGCUCAGGAUAAGCAGAGGCAGCAGGUCAAAAGCCAUGGUUAUCUCUCACCGUUUGGCACGUUUGGGGACACAUCAAUGACAUCAGGUGAAAAACCUGUGGCUGCUUGUGGGGCACGAUCCCCCAAGGCCAGGAUGGGCUUCAGGAGCCCCAACUACAGCACGUGGAGCUGCAGGGAAAGAAUGGGGACCAGUCUGGGGAUCUGUGUGGCUAACAGCCUGGACACCUUCCGUGCCAUAAGAAGCCAUGCAGGAUGUACUUUUUUUAAUGUGCUUAUUGAAUACUUUUAAACCAUUGCACAGGCAAUCUCAAUCCCAAAUCUCAGCCCAGAGGUCAGUGGAGAAUUGGCCCUGCACCUGCAACCUGAAACCAGCUCUGCCUGGCUGGUGAGCCUCACGCUGUGCUGCUAAUUAAGGUUUGGGGGCUUGUUUUUCUUUUCUAUUUUAUUUUGAGACACUGUUUUGAGGAGCAUGGCCAAGAAUGGGAAUUUCAUACAGUAAACAGAAAAGCUUUUCUGAAGUUAUUUAUUGGUUCUGUUUUCCAGCACGUGGACUAGUAUUGAUUUAUUUUGCAGUGUCUCUGGAGGCUUCUUCAAGGUUAAAAUGUAGACAUCGCAUGUUAGGCUGGACUAAAUACUGGCAGGAAAACACAUUUGGCUCUUUUAAUUGGAAAAACAUGCUCCUUUUAUCACCCUGAGGCCAAGACUCUACCACAGCAGCGCAGGGAGGGCAGAGAAAUGAAUACAAGCACAGGAUGCUCUGGUUCAGGCUUGCUCAGGGGAUUCAGUGGGAGCACAGAGCAGCCCACUCUGGGGUCCCACCAGGCCCUGAGAGCAAUUCCCGAGGGAACAGUGGGGGCCAGUGCCUGUCCCGUGUGGGGAGGCCGGGUGUGAGCCUCCUGCUGACCAAACCACGCUGGGUUUAGGAGUAGCUACGGCCAAGCAACGGUCCCUUCUCCAUUUUUUCCUCUAUGAGCCCAUCUCAGUUGGCAUCAGGGGGUGACCAGGCUCCCGCAGCCCAACAGGAACGGCUUGGUGCUGACCCCCAGCAGCUGACGGCAAAGGCUCAUCCCAACUGCAGAUGCUCUGCAUAAAGAGCAGGAGAGACCCACACGUGCCCACCUCAGGUUCUCUUAUGCCCCAUUUUCAGUCCAUACGGGUACAACCCUGAUUCAGCUGGAGAAGGUGAUGGGAAGAGGAUUCUUCACCUCUAAGCAAUUAACAGCCUUUUACAUCCUCAAAGUGCUUUCCAGCGCUGCCUCUGUACUGCUUGUGCCCCUUUCUUUGGCAGGUUAAGGGACUUGCCCUGGUCCAUUGCAGGAGGCAGUGUCGGAGAUGGGAUGGUUGCUGCUACUAUGAAUUCCUCUUCUCCGGCGUUCCCAAGCCGGCAGUGAGUGCACGCGGCUGAGGCGGAGGUGGGGAGCUCUGCUGGGAAGGUACAGGCUGAGGUUUAGAAAUCAUGAUGUGUGAAUUGAAAUGGGAAGCAACGGAUCUCAGGAAUCACCGCAACUGCUCCAAGGUGUUCCUGAAGCUGUCAGCAAGCCAUCUGCCCACUCGCUCAAGAGCUGAAAGUUCAAUCCAGAGUGGUGAGGAACAUGGCAAAGCAAAGGAGAAGGACCUCUGGCUCCGGGUUUCUCUGCGUCGGGAUCAGAGAGCCCGUGUGCUCCAGCGCAGCUUACCCAGGAGGUUCAACGCAACCUCGUCGGGCUCCACGGAUCCCUGCGGAGCUGCCUUGGGGCUGCUCUCCCCUCUCCGCGCACACGCCUAGAAGUGUUUGGUACCAGUCUCUUGGCAAAAGAGCCCGAGGAAUGGAAGGGUAAAGAAAUAUGACCCAGCUGCUAUGCACAAUGAGGAAAUGCUCCAGGAGAAAAGCCUGUCUGAAACCGAGGAAGGGUUUCCAACAGCCCCCGCGCCCGGCCAUGCGGACUCCUCCGCCGGUUCCCCCGUCCUCGGCGUAGCCGGGGGGAGCAGCACGCCGCUCAGCAGCCCGCAGCUCCCCGACCCCGAGCAGACAAUAGAAAAUAUCAAAGUCUAUCUCCAUGAGAAGGAGCUAUGGAAGAAAUUCCAUGAAGCUGGCACCGAAAUGAUAAUAACCAAAGCAGGCAGGAGGAUGUUUCCUAGUUACAAGGUUAAAGUGACCGGAAUGAAUCCCAAGACCAAGUACAUCUUGUUGAUCGACAUCGUCCCUGCUGAUGACCACCGGUAUAAGUUCUGCGACAAUAAAUGGAUGGUGGCUGGGAAGGCAGAGCCGGCCAUGCCGGGGCGGCUGUACGUUCAUCCCGACUCACCGGCCACAGGAGCACACUGGAUGCGGCAGCUGGUGUCCUUUCAGAAGCUAAAACUCACCAACAACCACCUGGAUCCCUUUGGACACAUCAUUCUUAAUUCAAUGCACAAAUACCAGCCGCGACUGCAUAUUGUGAAGGCAGAUGAGAACAACGCUUUUGGGUCCAAGAACACAGCCUUCUGCACCCAUGUUUUCCCAGAGACAUCCUUUAUAUCGGUGACCUCCUACCAGAAUCACAAGAUAACUCAGCUGAAAAUUGAAAACAACCCCUUUGCCAAGGGAUUCAGGGGAAGCGACGACAGUGACCUGCGUGUGGCACGACUGCAAAGCAAAGAAUAUCCAGUAAUUUCCAAGAGCAUCAUGAGGCAGAGGUUGGUGUCCAGUCACGGCCAGCUUUCAACAAAGCCAGAUGUUAACCCACUUCAUGGGAAUCACCAGACCCUUCAGCAUUAUCAGUAUGAGAACGGUGCUCACAUGCAGUUUGCAGCUUCGGAUACUCAAGAUCUGCCACUCAACACCUUCACAGCACAGAGAGAUUCAGGGCUCUUCUAUCACUGCCUAAAAAGAAGAGAAAGUGCUCGGCACCUGGACCUGCCCUGCAAACGCUCCUACCUGGAAGCCUCCUCUUCUGUAGGAGACGAUCACUAUUUCCGUUCCCCACCUCCAUACGAUCAGCAGAUGCUAAGCCCUUCCUACUGCAGCGAGGUGACGCCGAGAGAAGCGUGCAUGUACUCUGGUUCUGGGGCUGAAAUUGCUGGUGUCUCAACGGUUGACGAUUUGCCACCUCCACCUCCCCCCUUGAGCUGCAAUAUGUGGACUUCCGUCGCACCUUACACCAGCUACAGUGUUCAGACAAUGGAAACUGUCCCUUACCAGCCUUUCCCUGCUCAUUUUACUGCCACCACCAUGAUGCCGCGGCUCCCGUCCAUCACGGGUCAAGGCUCGCAGCCGCCGGGUAGCAGCCACUUCAGUGUCUACAACCAGCUGUCCCAGUCUCAGGUUCGGGAGCGCGUUCCUACUUCAUCUUUCCCACGGGAAAGGGUGCACCCGUCUGUGUGCGAGAGAAAACCCCCCUCUCCGCAUCUAAACGCAGCGAACGAAUUCCUGUACUCACAAGGCUUUUCCUUGUCGAGGGAGUCAUCGCUGCAGUAUCAUUCAGGGAUGGGGACUGUGGAGAACUGGACUGACGGGUGACUCUGAGAGCCACGCGAUGCCACAGCCAACGGUACUGCUCCAGGACAGUGUUCAGUCAGUGUCGAUACCUGUGGGGAGCUUGCACUUCAGUGAGACCAAUGUGCAUUUCCAGAGGGAUUUGUGUGGGUGAAGAGUUUGUAUCUUCAAACACGCAGAGAAUUACAUCUCCGGCCUCGGUGGGCUGGAUUCACGACUGGCUUGCUCUUACUGACUCCUGAAUAAAUUAAUUCUUGCGUCUUCGUUACUGAUGCAGUAGGAAGCAUCUUCAUGACUAACAAGUGAGGUGGCUAGUCAUUUUGUUUUGCCUGUAAUAUUAAACAUCCGUGAGCAAAUUUUUGGCAAUUUGGGAAAAACAUGAGCUUCACUUUUAUGGCACUUGGUCCGUGAAGGUACAGCAUUGCAAAACUCAAAGGAAAACACUAUCUGUUCAGUUGUGUAGUUCAAGGACUGCUGUAGCAGCACUUCUUUAGCGAUUUCUAUCCGUAGGAAUUCCUUCUUCCUCUGGAAGUGAUGGAGCCGUAGGAGCGCAGGGGCCGGCGGGGAGGCUCGGCGGUGGGGACGGGGAGCUGUGGCGCUGCUCCAGUAGCUCCCCAGCACAGCGCAGGGUUCGUGCCAUGGCGCAGAGAGGAGAAGGCACUGGUGCACAAAUGUCUCUUCCCCCCACCAACACCAUCGUUCGUGGCUGUGGGAAACUAAGAAGUGAAGCGUUAUGCCUGAGGCCAAACAGCAAAUUAAUUGCAGCGUUAGGAACAGACCCAGUGUCUUCAUGCUCCCAUCCAUUGAUUGAAUCACACUCGCUUAUUGCAAUAUAUUUAUGAAGUCUGAGCUUAAAAGUUGCUAAUACUUUCCAGAAACGAUUUCUAUAUUUGUUGGUCCUUGAUUUCUUUCAUAUUCAGCUGAAACGCGCCUUUUGUGCUAUGUUUUUUUUUUUCUUUUGCGGCUAACUCAAAAAGAAUUGUUUUCAGCAUAAAGGAGGCAUAGAGGAAUAUUUUCUUCAUUGUGGGGUGGGAUGAGUUCCCGUUACCUGCCAGGCUUUACAGUGUACAAAUAUUUGUAGAACAGGUAAAAAUCUGUAACCAGUGUAUACAUUGCUACUAUUGUUUACUGUGGAAGUACCUUGAACUGACUUCUUCAGCGCUGGCUUUGCGUAGCAGAGCAUCCCUACAAGGUAAGGAGGGAUCACUCGGUGACGGCGACAGCGUGGAAUGGCUGUGGGAAAGCAAGCUGUGCUCUUUCUGGAACAAAACUCCCACUGCCCUCACCUAAAAAGCUCCAGAGCAAGGAUGCGUCCUCCUCUGGUCUGCAGCAUCCACCCUGCUGAGCUCCAGGUGAUGCCAGCAGCACAGAGGUGAUGCGGGGAGUUUGGUUCCACUAAAGAGUGCAAUAUUUAAACCUUAGUCAUGCACAGCGGGGGUUUCCCCCUCUCCUCGCUUCCCAAACGGGCAAAGGCAGAAACCUGAAAUACAAAUUGGGAAGUCAGAAGGUGCCUCUGCGGUUUGAGGAAUCCAUGAAGAGAGGCUGAUGGAUGAGGACGGCUGCUUGCAGUGAGACAACCCUAAAGCGGAGGUCCCGUUUCAACCAGGACAAUCUCAUACACUCGUUCAGCGGACCAUGCGUGUGACCGGUGUGGGUUUUGUAAUCAGAUUUUGGAAAUCACUACAAUUUUGCAUGCUGAAUAGCUAUUUAUAUACAUAUAUAUUUUAUAUAUAUAUAAAAAUAUAUAUAUAUCACAAAUGCAGGCCACGUGUCCAACUCAGCUUUGCUUUUUACAAAUGAAAUACUUAAUAAAAAUGAAUGUUGCAAGGUUUUUUUUUUUUUGAAAGACAUCUAUUUAAGUGUUUUUUUUUAGUUACACACUUUUGAUGUAAAAACUGAGAACCGGUUAGAUAAAAAUACCAUAUAUACUACAGAUAAAUCUUUAUUAGAAACUACAUUAGAUACAGCUGGUAUGGAAUUUUUAAAUGUUUGUUACACAGCAUGGACAUUUAUUUCACAUAUCAGAACAUAAAGUAAUUUUACUACUAUAAGCUGUCUCUGGGUGCAUUUCAAUAAGUAGUAUAAAAAUGUUCCGUGGUGAAUUACUGGAUGGCUCAUCUCUCCUCUGUCUCCUAUUGUCUGAUUAUAAUAAUCUCACGCUUUCCAAGAUGCACACUUGACUCUUUAUUUAACCCUCUCACAGCCCCACUGUCAAACUGCAGCUGCCCACAGCGAGAUUAAGGAGUUUUAGUUUGUUUGUGAUAUCUUGUGGUUCCUUCUUUUUGAUGGACACACAAAUUGAUCCGAACACAUGGAGCAGUACCAGGCCAAGUUCAAAGCAGCCACUGGCCUGAUAAGAGCACCGAAAUGAUGCUCUUAAACUGUUGUGCACAUCAGCUCCAACGAUGACAGUGAAGAAUUAAAGGCUGGAGGUGGGGAGGAGAGGUCUGAGGGUGUCUCUACCCAUAGUUUGAAAUGAAUUAUAGAAUCUUUUAGAAUAGUUUAGGUUGGAAGAGAUCUUGAAGACCAUCUAAUUCCAACCCCCAAUGCUCAGUUCAUUUCUCACAGCAACGUUGAAUCAACACUAAAUGAGACCAAUGCUGCCACUAUAACCUAAAAAUGUCAGCAGCCCCCAGUCCAAAUGACAAGUGACACCGGACCUUUUGCAAAUAUCAUCAACAGACUAACAAUGUCAUUAUUAAUGAACCACCAACGCUUCUAUUUUUAAUGAUUUUUCAUACACCUUCUGCUCAUCAAUGAAUAUGAAUUGACUUAAGGCAGUUUAAAAACCAACGGCUAUGAGACUCCUUCCAGCAGCUUUCAGUUAGUGCAGGAGAUGUGGAGGAGACUCAAACUGGUAAUUAACCCUUUUUAACUUGCAAGCACACAGCAGGCUCUGCUGUCAGCCUGUAAAGGUCACAGCUGAGGCUCAGUCUCAAAACUGCCACCGGAGCCAAGCAGGUGCCCUAUGAAACCCUGGGGCAAAUAACAAGCUUUUAGUUAUAAAAAUAGUCCAUGAUAUUUCGGAGUCCAGGACCUGAGUGUAAAAGGCUGAGUUAGCACACAAACAUGCAAAAUUUGGAUAUUUGUUCAUUGGGUCAUCAGCGCUCCUUUUAUAGUCAACAGAGAGCGAUCAGACAUUUAGAUUAAAAUGGGAUGAAUCAUUCUCUAGCGAUGAUCUUUUUCCACUCGGAGAGGAAUCCAGCUCAGCCACUUAGACCAGGCUGCCCAUUCCUAAAUGGCUGAAAUCAACUGACAAAAGCAUGUAGACAGCAUUAAAUAACCAUCAGCUUACAAAACACAUUGGAGCUGAUCACACAUCCAUCGCAAAAUUCUAACCUGGUUUAGUACCCAGUCUCAAGAGGAAGGUGGUGGCGCUGCUCUGGCAGGAUGAGGCACACGAGUUCCACUUCAUUUCUUCUGCCUUUCCCGUCUAGGUGGGUUUGGCAGCUGCUGAGCGUGCAACUCCCCGUCAAGCAUCACUCCCAGUGACGCCUGCCUGGCAGCACGCGGCUCAGCAGAAAACAGAGAACACAGCAGCAUCGAAGGAUCCUUGAGGAUUUGGGACGCGCCCAUUCUGGAGGCAGGAAGCCAAUGGUCUGUUUGUUUUUCAAAUCAGAAACGCUAAACUGCGGACAUCACUAGAAAAAGAAAAAAUCCCAACAACCUGCACAGCGUUAAAAUCGAUCAGGUAUACUUACUGUGUCAGGGCUUGAUUUACUGCAGCUUAAACAGCUUUUAGUUCCCAAGAAUGUGGCGAAUGUCACAUGCAUGGAGGCUUUUUCAGCUCUAGCUCUGGCUAGAUGGCUUGUGGCGCGGUAGCUGGGAAUGGCAAUCCAAGUGCAGAAAAACACAGGUCAUUUAAAAUCAGAUUAAGGCAAAAAAUUAGCAAGCGAGGAAAACUAAGAUACACGAGGUCUUUUUUUUCCAUUGAUGCAUUCUAAUUGGUACUAAAAGGCUAGGAGGCUUUUAAAUUCUGUUUUUCUUUAAAGUAGAUGUCCAAAUUUAAUAUUGGCACGAGCAAGUUUAGUUCCACCGAGUCCAAAGGCGCUUAUGCCAGCACUGAGCUUGGACUUCACUCUAAAUAGAACAAAUAUUUGUGUCAGCUUGCUGAAUAUGUGAGUAAUAUGAAAAUUUGCCAAAAUUUAAACAAGCUAAACUUCAGUCAGGCCAAAAGCCCCACCAUUCAAUUUGGUAUCGUUGGCAGCUCACAGGCUCAGGAGAGGCGGGAGUCUGGAAGAGCUGGGG
Molecule: messenger RNA, 8096 nt
Organism: Cuculus canorus (common cuckoo)
Lineage: Eukaryota; Metazoa; Chordata; Aves; Cuculiformes; Cuculidae
Gene: TBX4
Product: T-box transcription factor 4
Exons: 12
Coding region: 2232-3872 (546 amino acids)
Biological process (GO): positive regulation of DNA-templated transcription; cell fate specification; regulation of transcription by RNA polymerase II
Cellular component (GO): nucleus
Molecular function (GO): DNA-binding transcription factor activity, RNA polymerase II-specific; RNA polymerase II cis-regulatory region sequence-specific DNA binding
Source: RefSeq, a predicted model, not a curated record